Diceros bicornis minor is the source of this 2498-nucleotide messenger RNA. It is a transcript of the gene PTDSS1, whose product is annotated as phosphatidylserine synthase 1. The record is from RefSeq and is a predicted model, not a curated record. Gene Ontology annotation, biological process: phosphatidylserine biosynthetic process. Bases 96 to 1517 code for a protein of 473 amino acids. Gene Ontology annotation, molecular function: L-serine-phosphatidylethanolamine phosphatidyltransferase activity. Lineage: Eukaryota; Metazoa; Chordata; Mammalia; Perissodactyla; Rhinocerotidae. The transcript has 13 exons.
GUCCGGCCGCCUGCUCGCUGCGGCUCGUCAUCCCUGCGGUCCCAGCCUCCACGGGCCGGGACCACCGCUGCCGCCGCAGGACGGGGAGGCGGGCCAUGGCGUCCUGCGUGGGGAGCAGGACCCUGAGCAAAGAUGAUGUGAACUACAAGAUGCAUUUCCGGAUGAUCAACGAGCAGCAAGUGGAGGACAUCACCAUCGACUUCUUCUACCGGCCGCACACCAUCACCCUGCUCAGCUUCACCAUCGUCAGCCUCAUGUAUUUUGCCUUCACCAGGGAUGACUCUGUCCCAGAAGACAACAUCUGGAGGGGUAUCCUCUCUGUUAUUUUCUUCUUUCUUAUCAUCAGUGUGUUAGCUUUCCCCAAUGGUCCAUUUACUCGACCUCAUCCAGCCUUAUGGCGAAUGGUUUUUGGACUCAGUGUGCUGUACUUCCUGUUCCUGGUGUUCCUCCUCUUCCUGAACUUCGAGCAGGUUAAGUCCAUAAUGUACUGGCUAGAUCCAAAUCUUCGAUACGCCACAAGGGAAGCAGAUGUCAUGGAGUAUGCUGUGAACUGCCACGUUAUUACCUGGGAGAGGAUUAUCAGUCAUUUUGAUAUAUUUGCGUUUGGACAUUUCUGGGGCUGGGCCAUGAAGGCCUUGUUGAUCCGUAGUUAUGGUCUCUGCUGGACAAUCAGCAUUACUUGGGAGCUAACUGAGCUUUUUUUCAUGCAUCUCCUGCCCAAUUUUGCCGAGUGCUGGUGGGAUCAAGUCAUUCUGGACAUCCUCCUGUGCAACGGCGGCGGCAUCUGGCUGGGCAUGGUCGUCUGCCGAUUUUUAGAGAUGAGGACUUACCACUGGGCAAGCUUCAAGGACAUCCACACCACCACUGGAAAAAUCAAAAGAGCUGUCCUCCAGUUCACCCCUGCUAGCUGGACCUAUGUUCGAUGGUUUGAUCCCAAAUCUUCAUUUCAGAGAGUGGCUGGAAUAUACCUUUUCAUGAUCAUCUGGCAGCUGACUGAGUUGAAUACCUUCUUCUUGAAACAUAUCUUUGUGUUCCAAGCCAGUCAUCCAUUAAGUUGGUGUCGAAUUCUCUUUAUUGGUGGCAUCACGGCUCCCACAGUGAGACAGUACUAUGCCUACCUCACCGACACACAGUGCAAACGCGUGGGAACACAGUGCUGGGUGUUUGGGGUCAUUGGUUUCCUGGAAGCUAUUGUCUGCAUAAAAUUUGGACAAGAUCUCUUCUCUAAGACCCAAAUACUCUAUGUUGUGCUUUGGCUUCUUUGUGUGGCUUUCACCACCUUCCUGUGUCUGUAUGGCAUGGUUUGGUACGCAGAGCACUAUGGUCACCGAGAAAAGACCUACUCAGAGUGUGAAGACAGCACCUACAGUCCAGAUAUCUCCUGGCCUCACGGGAAAGGCACCAAAGGUCCUGAAGACAGCCCACCCAAGCAUCCAAGCAACAACGAAAGCCAUUCUUCCAGAAGAAGGAAUCGACAUUCCAAGUCAAAAGUCACCAAUGGAGUUGGAAAGAAAUGAAAGACCCUGGUUAAUUAAAGAUGUUCCAGAGAGUGCCUAGAACUGAGAAGGAAACUGAAUCGUUUGGACCUCCCUGCUAGGAGGUCAAAAGGCACAGUGCAGAUGGGAAGAGGAGAGGAGACUCUGGGGGUUGUUAUUUGAGAGUGUAAGUCUUGUUUCCCACACACCCGGCCACGUCAGGCAGAUCAGUGCCUGGGGUCCUUCGCCAGUCCGGGGUCUCUUCUAACUUUAGCACUUGGCAUGACGUCACCGGUAGCAGGUCAGUGAGUUCCAAGGAAAGGGUAGCUAUGUACUCACAGUUGCUGAGAGCAGCUUUGUGCUUGUGUGUACUGUGGAUGCAGGUUAAACAUCUUCAUUCAGGCGGGGCAUUAACCACACAGUUAGUGGACUGGUCUCCAGUUCGCAUUUUUAGGAAUCUGCCUUUCCAUGUGAUUGGUUUAAGUUCAGACCCCUUUUCCACCUUUUAUUUUGUUGUUGUCAUUUGUUUUUGAGUUAGGAUGUGUAAAAGCCUUCACAAGCCACUGCUGACAUUGAGCCGGGGGAGGGCUCGCCUCCCUUCUAGAGACAAAAAGGGAGGGCUUUCUUGCUACCCUUUAGCACCCUCACCCCCUUUAGGACCUUAAGCCACGUGGCGAGUAUAAACCAGUCCGAGGGAAGGUUAGCUCCCUACAUAGGACCUGGGCUUCAGACCAGAACCUUUUUUGUUCCAUUACGAAUGUCGUUUGUCCAGACUUAUCCACAGUGCACAGGAGUGAGCCUGCUCAAGGGGCAGAACCCACCGCUCCCCCUGCCGGGUCCCUGUUCCCUGGGGUCUGUGUUCCUCCAUGGUGUGUUGCUGACCUUGUCUGUUAGUCCCGUGUGAGGUGCUGGUGAGUAUUACCUGUCAUCGUGCCAUACUCUAGAACAUUUCCCUGAUAGUUCACCUCUGAUGGAUCCCUGUUUUAAAUAAAACAAUUCACAUAAAGCCCAUCAAAGAUCUGU